Molecule: messenger RNA, 735 nt
Organism: Ogataea parapolymorpha DL-1
Lineage: Eukaryota; Fungi; Ascomycota; Pichiomycetes; Pichiales; Pichiaceae
Product: Polynucleotide kinase 3' phosphatase
Exons: 1
Coding region: 1-735 (244 amino acids)
Biological process (GO): DNA repair
Molecular function (GO): ATP-dependent polydeoxyribonucleotide 5'-hydroxyl-kinase activity; polynucleotide 3'-phosphatase activity; double-stranded DNA binding
Source: RefSeq, a predicted model, not a curated record
AUGACGGAAAAUAGCAUCGCUUCGAUUUUGACCGGGAAACCUAACACCGAGUCUAAGGUCAGCAAAUCUUUCAGCCGGAAGAGCCAGGUUUCAUCUACAGCAAGCUUAAAACGUGAGCCCAAACAGGGCUGGAGAUCGCAUGGAUCGCACUGCUUGACCUAUGCUCUUGAUACCAAAUUGACAGCACCAGUGAAGGUUGCAGCCUUUGAUCUCGAUGAUACAUUAAUCACAACCAAGUCGGGAUACAAGUUCGGAUGCGGCUCUUUCGACUGGAAAUUCAAGUUUGACGUGCCCGGAAUAUUCACCAAGUUGCAAGCCGAAGACUACACAAUAGUGAUUUUUUCGAACCAAGCGUCGGUGGUCAACGCACCUGACUCCAAAAGCUUGAAGAUCCUGACCACGAAAAUAGACGAUAUCAUCAAGCAUUUGGAAAAACCAGUCAUCUACUACGCAAGCACAAGAAAAUCAAGGAAAGACAAGUCCAAACACGACUUGGACUUAUACACCCUCUUCCGAAAACCGAACACUGGUAUGUUCAGCCAGUUUCUAGAAGACUACCAGCUCACAGAAGAAAUGCUAGACCGAGACAACAGCUUUUUCGUGGGCGACGCCGCUGGACGACCAGGGGAUUUCAGUGACUCUGACCUCAAAUUUGCCGAGAAUUUGAAGCUCCAGUUCUACAGUCCAGAAGAAUAUUUCCCAAGCAUGAAGCACGUAACCAACGAGGAUGGUUGA